Messenger RNA from Loxodonta africana (African savanna elephant), 12028 nucleotides. It is a transcript of the gene GRSF1, whose product is annotated as G-rich RNA sequence binding factor 1. Gene Ontology annotation, cellular component: ribonucleoprotein complex. The record is from RefSeq and is a predicted model, not a curated record. NCBI's taxonomy places the organism in Eukaryota, Metazoa, Chordata, Mammalia, Proboscidea, Elephantidae. Bases 1435 to 2565 code for a protein of 376 amino acids. Gene Ontology annotation, molecular function: RNA binding. The transcript is spliced from 10 exons.
AAGUAUCAUUUGUUGAGCAUCUGUUACAUGUUAGACGCUGUGCUAUAGGCGUAGAUUUAUUGACUCCUUAAAAUUGCAUGUAAGUUCAUGAAACUGAUGGAAGAGGGUACAAAGGAAUGUAGCAUUUCUGUCUUAAGCUCAAUAAGGUGCAAGUGUUAAAACGGUCUGAGUUGUCUUCCCAGGUUGUAGUGCUUGUUGGAUUCUUAUUAAAUCCAGUGUUUGCUUAGCUCUGUAAAUAGAAUUCUUUUAAGUAUGGCUCAGAUUCCUCUUACCUCACAUUGCUGUUAAAGUCGGUUUAUGAUCUUUCUCUUAUUCAGGUGGUCUGAUAAUACUGCCUGACAGCUUAAUAUUUCCAAGGCAGUCUGCUGUCUUGUUGAUUUACCCACUGUCCUUUGCCUACCAAGUUAAGAACACACAUUUAGCUUAACACUCAAGGCCCCCUGCUACAUGGGACCAAAUUCUUUUUGCCAGCUCAUCUUCUUUGGCUCCUAGUUGUACCCUCCAGUUUAGCCAACUGGGAUUAAUGUUUUCCAAGUGGGCCUAUGUAUAUGGCUUCUUCCCCUCAUCUCUCAAGCUGGAAUGCCUUAUCCUUUAUAUACCCCUGUCAGAAUUCUAUCCUUCCUUCAGGGCCCAUCUCAUGUCCUGAUUUCUUCUAUUAAUGUUCUGUUUUGAACUCCUGUGAGCCCUGGUGGUGUAGUGGUUAAGAGCUAUGGCUGCUAACCAAAAGGUCGGUAGUUCGAAUCUACGAGCCUCUCCUUAGAAACCCUAUGGGCCAGUUCUACCCUGUCCUAUGGGGUUGCUUUGAGUCGGAAUUGACUUAAUGGCAACGGGUUUGGUUUUUUUAAUAGUACUUUGUGGAGCUCUGGUGGCAGGCACACUGUUCAAGAGCUCUGCUGCUAACCAAAAGGUCAGCAGUUUGAAUCCACCAGCCCUUCCUUGGAAACCCUGUGGGGCAGUUCUCAUGUAUCCUGUAGGGUUCCUAUGAGUCGGAAUCGACUCGAUGGCAACGGGUUUCAUAGUACUUAACACUUAAAGCGUUUUGUACCAUUCCAGUCUUAUUCUAGAUGGUAAACUCUGAGUUUAUGGCCUAAUGUGUACUUAUCUAUGUAAGGCACUCAAAUAUUUGUCAGAUUGAAGGGACCGCUUCUUGUAUUGUCUUAACUAAACAUUAUUGUUAGGUGUUAUUUUGGGGCUGGUGAAUGCAAACCCUGUAUAAAAUUUAUGUCCUGCCAAACUGUUAGGAUAUACCUGCAUGUUGAUUUAUGAUGUACAAUCUAGGCCAAAACAGGACGAGUUAGAUUUGUGAAGUUUACUUCUUGCCUCUGAAAUAAUAGUUUGAACCUACUCAGUGGCACUGUGGAAGAAAGGCCUGGAGAUCUGCGUCCGUAAAGAUUACAGCCAAGAAAACCUUAUGUAGCAGUUAUAUUCUGGGACAUGUUGGGUCGUCAUGAAUCAGAAUCUACUCGGCAGCAUCGGGAGUGCAAAACCACCUACCUGGAACACCUUCCUCCACCACUCCAUGAGUAUGAGCUGGCUACGUCCAACUUAGGAGAGGAAGUAGAUGACGUUUAUCUCAUUCGAGCUCAAGGAUUGCCCUGGUCAUGUACUGUGGAAGAUGUGCUUAAUUUUUUCUCAGACUGCAGAAUCCGCAAUGGUGAGAACGGAAUACAUUUCCUCUUAAAUAGAGAUGGGAAACGAAGGGGUGAUGCCUUAAUUGAAAUGGAAUCCCAGCAGGAUGUGCAGAAAGCCUUAGGAAAGCACCGCAUGUACAUGGGUCAGCGGUAUGUGGAAGUAUAUGAGAUAAACAAUGAAGAUGUGGAUGCCUUAAUGAAGAGCCUGCAGGUCAAAGCUUCACCUGUGGUAAAUGAUGGCGUGGUUCGUUUGAGAGGACUUCCUUAUAGUUGCAAUGAGAAAGACAUUGUAGACUUCUUUGCAGGACUGAAUAUAGUAGACAUUACUUUUGUCAUGGACUACAGAGGGAGAAGAAAAACAGGGGAAGCCUAUGUGCAGUUUGAAGAACCAGAAAUGGCCAACCAAGCCCUGUUGAAACACAGGGAAGAAAUUGGUAACCGAUAUAUAGAGAUAUUUCCCAGCAGAAGGAAUGAAGUUCGGACACAUGUUGGUUCUCACAAGGGAAAGAAAAUGGCAUCUUCUCCUACUGCUAAGUAUAUAACUGAGCCAGAAAUGGUCUUUGAAGAGCAUGAAGUAAAUGAGGAUAUUCCAGCCAUGACAACUUUUGAAAGUGAAAAGGAAAUAGAAUUGCCUAAGGAGAUGUCAGAGAAGCUUCCAGAGGCUGUUGAUUUUGGAGCUACGCCUUCAGUACAUUUUGUCCAUAUGAGAGGAUUGCCUUUCCAAGCUAAUGCCCAAGACAUUAUAAACUUUUUUGCUCCGCUGAAGCCUGUUAGAAUCACCAUGGAAUACAGUUCCAGUGGGAAGGCCACUGGGGAAGCUGAUGUGCACUUCAGUACCCACGAGGAUGCUGUUGCAGCUAUGCUCAAAGAUCGGUCUCAUGUUCACCAUAGGUAUAUUGAACUGUUCCUGAAUUCAUGUCCAAAAGGAAAAUAAGACUUUCAGGGACUCCAGAUAAGGAUGAAGCAAGAAGCGUGUCAUUUGCACAUCUUUCUUGGACGUGGAUACAAGGUUCCGGUGUAUUAGCAGCAACUGCUAGAGAAAGAAUUUUGGGGUUUUGGGUUAAUUGCUUCUAAGAGAAAUUCCGUAGUGGACUGUUUAGAAAGGGAAAGGAAAGGUUCAGUUUGGGAUUAUGAAAUAAACUACAAAUUUAAAUUUUUGUUUAAACUGUCUAGGAUGUGAUUUAAAAACCUGGUCUUUAUUUUAUGUGAUCAGUUUUCAUAGAGGAUAUUACCCAGUGUGAAGACUACAUAUUUUUAUUUAGCACGGUCCUUUAAAACCCUUCGCCCAUUUGAAGCAUAAUCUAUUCAAAGUAUUGUUCUUUGCCUAUGAAUUGAGAGAUCUGACUUAAAGCUCUUGGUUUGCAGAGUCUCAUGGAAUAAAAUACUGAUGAUUUAUUUUAACCAAACGCCAAAGUGAGGAAAGGUUUCCAACCUUUGGACUAGUGUGGCUUGGUGGUGGGCAUGAUUUUAAGCGUAUAUCAUUAUUUAGAUAAGGGUAGGAAUUAAAAUGAAUCAAAACAAAAAUGCCAGAGGUUAAUAAGUGUAAAUGACAAUAAUUUGGUAGAGUUUUGUGCCUUUAGAAACAUUUUGGCUUCCUAAACCUUAUGCUAGGCAUUUAACACCAGAGCCUGUCUACUUAAGCAGGAAAUACUAGUCUCAAAAGCUGUCUGAAAUGCCCGACUUUACCCCCGCCCCUCCUUUUUUUUUUGUAAUUUUGGGUAGGCGUUAAGGAUGUGUUUGUCUCAAAACUGCGAAGUGACAUGUCAGAACAGUCCAGACUGGUAAGGACAUUAAUGGCUUCACUUGGAUUUAAACCAGCUCUAGAUAGGAAAAAAUCUAAAUCUCAUUUGCUUUGUCAAUGGGGUAGCACAUCCCACAUUUUAGAACAGGUAGGGGUGCCUUGCUUAAAUAAAAAUAACAUUUAAUGUGUAAUUGUGUGGAGGGUUUACGGGUAAAGCUGUAUUUCUGUCACAUUGUGGCCGUACCUUCUGCUUUAAUGUUAAACAGCUUGUUAUUUAAAUAUUGGAUCAAAAUGGCUGACUUCAAAACAUAGUCAUUAAUAAACUAACGUAAUGUGCACCUGUCUAGGAGAAUUAAAGUCCUGUAUACUUUCUUUGCCUUGUUCUCUUCUCAGGGUAACAACUGCCAUGUAGUUACCGGGAGAUGCAACUUUAGUUCUUAAAACUAAAUUAGCCCAGAUUUCUGAGAGAUGACAUCCGAAAGAGAGAUUGUCUUCUCUCACUUAAUACGUUACCACCUUUGAUUACCAGUUAAGAUAGGAAAUCACUGUACUGUAAGUAGUCAAUAAAUGAAGGCUUGUUUUAGGGUGAAGAAUUACUUAAGAGUAUUUAUUAUUGGAGUGUGUGAGUCAAUUGAAUAUAUUUUUAUUACAUCAAGUCCAGGUAUAUUAACAUAAAUGGUUAAUAAUGGUUAAUUUUCAGUUAUGUGUGUGGUUUUUUUAAUUAUCUGUAAGAACACAGUUUAAUUAACCAGCUUAAUAUCUUCCUUAGAUGGUAAUGUGUUUAUAUAUGGUUGAGUGUACUGAGUUUUGAGAACUGGUGUCCAUAGUUGUAUGAUAUAUUAAAAUGUGAUUUAUUUCUCUUCCUUAAGUAGUAGGUAUCUGAUUUACUGUGGAAAAAAUCUUUAAGGCCCUGUGGGAGUGGGAUUGGUGAGGAAUUAAUUCAUUUGCAAUUAUUUUAAAUUCAUUUUCUCUGGGAAAAGAAUAAGGGCAGAAGUAUUAAAAUGCUGUGUGAUAGGUAAGCUUGAAGGGAUAUAACUUCAUGCUAUGCUAGUGGCUGAGUUCUCAGUUCUAAAGGUGGCUGGUUCCUAGGAAGUUGUAUUAUGAAUUCAUAUACUUUACUCCCUUUAGUUACUGUUCAUAAUUUAGUAAAGGAAUGAUUGCUGAGAAGGCAGAUACUACUAGAGGAGAGAGGUAGAAAAGUACAUAAUGCAAUAAAAGAGUAAUCUUUUGUUUCUGUCAAAUCAGAAGAUGUGUUUUUCUCUCCCUAGUGGGUUUAGUUGAUAAAACUGGGGUGUGCAGCACCAUUUGCUAUUGAAGGAAUUAAUGACAGUGAAUCUCCCAAUUCUAUUUGGGUUCCUUAUGUCUUCGUAAUCUUUGUGAUCAAGCUAUCAAAAAUAAUGGGGAGGCUGGACUGUAUAUCCAGGGUACCUAUAUCCUGCUUUGGCCUAGCUAUUUCUCAAGGAAUUACAAGAGAGAAUGCUGCUAACAAAUGUACAUAUCAAGGAGGAAAUGGCUGAAGAUUGUAAGCUGGUUUAAUAUAUUCACCGAUACCAGAAAAUGAAAUAGAAACAGGAAUCCAGAGUGUCCCUCUAUGCCUGAGUGACCAAAGCUUCAGCCAGAUAGGAGACAGAGCCUGCUUUAGGGUGGAAGGCUCUAAGUUGUCCUCACUACUUCUGCAGUGUGGGGAGGAGAAAGACUAAGAAAGCUACUUUCAUGUAGGUGACAAUUUUAUGGUUUGACUGCUUAUUAGUAAACAUGCUGCUGUUAACCAUUUUUUGCCCUAAAGGAUCUCAGCAGAUUCUCGUUGGGAGAUUUAUUUUUCUCCAGGUUACAUCCUGUUCGUCUUAUCAUUAAACACACUCCGUUGUGUUGAGCGUUUCCCCUGAAGUAUGUGAAAGGAUGCACAUUCAGGAGGUAGAUCUUUGCACUGUAGAGUAAGCAAAGCAGAGGCAGGCGCUAGUUCCAGGGGCCUUGAAAAAAGCAAAUUGCUCUAAUGUAGUAGAAAUACAUUUUUCCUCUGAAUUUACCAGAUUAAAAAAUAAUCUCUGAAGUCUGUAGGAAGGUUUAGUCUGAUUCUUAAGCCUUGAUACAAAAAUAGUGGGGCAAUUUAAAAAUUGUCCAUAUUUUAUUUUUUGAAGAAAAUAAAAUUAAAGAGAUUCAAAGGGGUAUACUUGAAAAGUCUCCCCGCUGUCCUUUAUAUCAGCCACUCAGUUCCCCUUCUCAGGCAUCCCUGUCAGUUUCUGAUUCAAAUUUCGAGAUAUUUAGUGUAUAUAUAUAAGAAAAUAUUAAGAUAUAUUUUCAUUUUUAAUAUAAAUUACAGCAUAUUAUAUAUGCUGUUUUCUACAUUGUUUCUUUUCAUUUAAUAUAUCCUAAACAUCAUUCCAUAAAAAAAGAAAAAAAAAAAUCAUUCCAUAGCAGUUAUAUAAAAUCUUUCCUCAUGCUUUUUUAAUGAUUGUAUAGUAUGGAUGUAUGUAAUUUUAGUGUGUCCCUGACAGAUGAAUAUGUAAAUUGUUCCCAAUCUUGCUAUUUUAAUGUUGAAAUGAAUUAGCUUGUAUAAACCUAAUAUAUAUUUCGUACAUAUAUAAAAUUCUCUGUAGGAUAAAUUCCUUGAAGUGGUCAGAGUAUGUGCAUUUGUAAUUUAUGUCUAAAAUUAAAUUUAUACUUUAAAUUGUUUAUAGCUUCCACAGUUUGCCCCAGCAAUGUCUGUUUCCCCACAGCCUUGCCAUUAAUAUAUAUCAGUCUUUUGUUUGUCAAUGUGAUAGGUUUUUUUUUUCAUUUUCUUUUAAAAGUAUUUUCUUAUGAGGUAGCAUCGUUUCAUGUUUAAGAGCUUUUGGGUUUCCUUUUCUGUGAACUGUCUCCAUACCCUCUAUUUUUCUUUUCCUUUUAAAAAAUUCUGUAAAAUUACAGAACACAAAAACAGAAACGUGUAACAAACCUCCCCAUAUAACCAUCAAUCACUGUCAACUCACAGUCAGUCGUGUUUCAUCUAUGUCCCCCCAUAUUAAGUUUAAAGCAAAUCUGGAGCUAGCAUUAUUUUUAUGAGUAAAUAUUUCAGUAUGCAUCUCUUGAAAAAAAAAACUUUAAAAAUACUCUCGUUCUUGAAAAUACUAAUAAUUUCUUAUCAAAUAUCUGAAAUGUCAUUAUUUUUAAGUGUAUUUGAAUGAGGAUCCAAAUAAUGGUCUACACAUGUCAAAUGGUCACUUUAUGCUGCCUUUUUUUCCCUGCAACACUUUCAUAUAAAAAAUUUCAGGCAUUACAGAAAAAAUGAAUUACAGACAGCGCUAUACCCACUAUUUAGAUCCUAUAGUAAACAUUUUGCUCUGUUUAUCAUGUGUCCAUCUGUCAAUCUAUCUUUUUCCUUAUGCAUUUCUAACUUGUAGACAUUUAUACUUGACUCUCAACCUUUUCAGUUUAUCAUUAACCGGAGAGUUUUUUUUCCCCCCACCUUGAGGUGAAAUUUAUAGUGAGGUAAAGAAAGAAACAUUAAGUGUACCAUGCACUGUGUAACCCAAAUCCCUAGCAAUCUAUAGAACAUUUCUGUCACAUCAGAACAUUUCUUCAUCUAGUCAGUUCUUGGACUUCCCCUGUCACCUCUGCCUUCUCUCACAGGCAGCCAUCAUUAGGAUUUGAUUUAGUUCACCACAGACUAGUUUCGCCUAUCCUAGAACUUCAUAUAAAUGGAACCAUACAGUAUAUAAUCUUAUGUAAGGUUUCUUUGACUCAGCAUGUUUUAAGAUUGUGUUUCAGCUGUUGUCCCUCUUCAUUGAUGAGUAGUAGUCCACUGUAUGCCAGGGUUUAACCUUUCACCUGUAACGGACAGUUGGGUUGUGUUUAGUUUUUGGCUUUCAUGAAUAAAGCUGAUAUGAACAUCUUGUGCAAGCCUUUUUGUGGACAUACAUCUUAAUUUCUUUUGGGCAAGUACAUAGGAGUAAAAUAUCCUGAGCUAUAGGGUUGGUAUAUUUGUAAUUACUAGAAAUUGACAUACCCUUUCCCCCACUGGGUUCGGGUUUUCCCCUACUGGUCAUCCUGUUUUACGUUCCCACAAACAAUGUGAGUUCCAGUAGGUCCACCUCCUCAUCAACAUUUGGCGUUGUCAGUCUUUAAUUUUAGCUGUUCUGUGUGUAGUGGUAUCUCAUAGGUUUAAUUUAAAUUUCCCUGGUGUUUAAUGUUGUCAGUCACUUUUUCGUAAGGCUUAUUAGCCAUUCAGAUAUCUUCCUUAGUGAAGGGCCUGUUUCUUCUUUCUCUUACUGUGUAGGUUUCCCCUCAUGUUUCUUUUUCCUUCUUGUUUUUUGUUGAAGAAAUAAGAUUUAAGUUUCACAAUCUGAAUUUUGAUUGCCUGUGAUAUUAUUGCCCAUUUUUCUACUGGAUUUGGUCUUAUUAACUAAUGUGCAGGAGCCCUUUAUUCCUGCAGUGAGCUUUAAAUAGUUCCCUCUCAGUUUGUCAUCUGUCUCUUUACUUGGCUUAUUAUGGCAGAAGUUAUUUUUAUGUGGCUGAAUUGUAAGUCUUCUUUUAUGGCUUCAGGGGUUUGUGCCAGAAUUAGGACAUCUCAGUAAAAUGAUUUUGAAAGCACCUAAUAAUAAGAAUGAAAGUGUAUAGCCUAGACUCUAGAAUAUGGAUAGACCAGUCAGUAACUCAGUGAAAGUGACAAAGAUCAGGGUGGUGAAAUGAGUUCUUUUAUAUGGCCUUUUGUCUUGAUUCUUAGGGAAAACAGCUUGAGAGAUUUUUCUCCAAGGCUCUGAGGAGUUACCUUUGCCCUAGCUUUCUACCCUAGAGGGUUUGUUACUUUUGCCAUAUUGAUUGGCAUUUCCUAGGUAAGUUGUAAACAGCUUGGUCUGAUACUUUUUGUCUGGUCCUGGGCUGCAACCUGCCUUGUGAUUGGUGUGCACCUUGCAGGGAUUGGUCAAUAGACUGUGCAGAUGAGGUGAGUUGUAGCCUACUAUGCAAAUGAAGUGUCUGUGGCCUACUGAGAAGGGAUUGGUAAAUUUGUGGCCCUCAGUGGGAGGGGCUAUGCCUUGAAUUUGACAGGGAGUUGUGUAUAUAAGCAGCCAAGCACAUAGUUUCUAUCAGUUUUUCUGAUAGCAAGAAGCAGGAAGAAGCAGAAGGAAGAAAGAAGAGAGAAGUAGAGAGGAAGCAGGGAACCUUCAAAAUGAACUGUAACACAGGUCAAUGACUAACACUGAAGAUGGCAACAGGCCUGGAAGGGGCCAGUGGCAGAGCUGGCAGCAAGCAAUGGCAGGGCCAAGAGGAGUCCUGCACAGCUAACGGGAGCUGAGAAAAGUCCUGCACUGAAGGAGAGACUGCCCACAUGCUUCCUGAUCCAGGGUUUUGUUGCCUGAUCUUGAUCCUUAGUUGUACCUUGUUAACUUCCUUAAUAAACCACUUAACUACAGGUAUGGUAUGUGAAUUCUGUGUGGCCACUGCAAUGGAUUAUGAACCCAGAAAAGUAGAAGACAGUGCUGUGAGAGGGAUGGCUGGUGUCAGAAUUGGUAAGAAAGGUUAGGUGGAGGUAUGUCUGACCUCCACCUCACAGGGCUCAGCCUUGGGCUAAUCUUGAUUUGCGUUAUCCCACUUGGAGUUAGGUUCAGACGAUGCUAAUACUGUUUCUGCUACUACUACUACCUAAUUUUACAAUCAGGAUACGCAUAAGAAUAUAAAUUAACUUCUCAAAUGAUCCACAGACUAAAUUUGAAGUUUACAGGUGAAAUUUCAUAAGCAUAUUCAAAGACUUGUCAUCUCAAAAACGCAUGUUUCUAACUGAAGGAAAGAGGCUCUGAAUCUCUCUCCCUGCCACUUGACAGUGACAUUGGGAAAUAAAGACCCAAGAGCUAUACUGAGUUAUUCACAGUUACUGAUAAAAAGCUGGCUAUAAUUCUGUCCAUUUCAUGCUCCCUCAAGAAAGCAUGGCGGAAUACAAAUGAUACUGUAGUGAUAAUCAACACGUGGGGUCACCAUGAGUUGGAAUUGACUCUGGGGUAACUUGUAAUUAACUCUUAGGAAUUUGACACCCUCAGCAGUGCUUACAACUGGCUACUGGUUUUGUUUUUAAAUUGUAUUUCAAGAUAACAGAUUCUUUGAAGUUUUAUUUUAGGUGUAUAAAUUGUCAACACUUGGUUUCUGAUUUGGUAGAUUGACAUGCUUGCAAAAAUUUUUAUACAAGAGUAGUAGUAGUUAGGACAAAAUGAACUUUUUCCUCAGGAGUGUUAAUAGAACACCUCAAUAAUUUAUAAUUUCCAAGCCAGCAAACAUCUGAAAAUCAUUAAAUUUGACCUGGGAGAACAUUUGUGGAUAUAUUGGGCUAAUUUAUUUGAAAAAAAUACUAGACUAUAAAUCAAAAGAGCUAUUUACUUCUGAAAUAUAAUUAUUUAAAAAAGGCCUGCAUUUACUGUUUGAACAAGGGUGAAAUGAGGUUGUAAUGGACAGUGGCCCUGAAUGCAACUUUGUAAUCAUUAGGACAAACCUUUUGCAGUGUGGUUAAAUUCCCUUCAUGUUUUAUAAUUUGCCUAUAAAUAAUGAACCACAGGCCUUCACAUAGCACAGCAUCAGCUUAUCUACCCUGGAAAAAUCCUCAGAUGCUAUCUGGAAAUAACUCAAACUCUCAUUUAUGGAGUUCAGCUAGGUUCCAUUUAGACCUAUAAGUUUUAUGAAUGAAAGCACAAUUUUUUAAUUUAAAUAAAGCUUCAGAAUAAGUUUAGAUGUACAGAAAAGUUGUGAAAGUAGAGUUCCAACAUACAUGACACCCAGUUUCCAUGUUGUCGACAUCCUACAUUACUGCACUACAAGUUGUCACAACUAAGGGACAAACAUUGGUACACUAUUAAAUAAGUGCCACCUUUUAUUCAGAUUUUAAUUUUUCCCCCCUCUAAUGUUUCAGGAUCCCACAUUAUAUUUAGUCCUCAUGUCUCCCUAAACCACCUCAGCUGUUGUUUUUGAUGACCUCAGUUUCUCAGGCUUUCAUCGUUUUUCAUCAUCUUGACAGUUUUAAGGAGUACUGUUCAGGUAUUUUGUAAAACAUCACUUUUCUGAUGAUUAUGGGUCUUUGGGAGGAAGGCUACAAGGGUAAAUAAAGUGCCGUGCUCAUCACAGAUGAAGGGUGUGUGCAAUCAGCAUGACCUUCCGCUGAUGGUGUUAACUUAUAUCACCUGGCCAGGAUAGCGUUUGCCAGAUUUCUCUUGUAAAAAAAAAUUUUCUUUUCCUUUCCAUAGUCUACUCUUGGGAACCAGGUUAUUAAACACAACCCACACUUACGAGGUGGGGAGUUACACUCUCUCCUUGAAGCAGAGUAUCUACAUAAAUUAUUGGGAAUUUUGUGAGAUUUCACUUCUUCCUCAUUUAUCCAAACCUGUGUAUCAGUAUGGACUCAUGGACAUUUAUACGUUGGGUUAUCAUCAUGCAGUAUUUUCUGGCUCAGAUUGUUCCAGCUUUGGCGAUUGGUAGCUCUUUUAGUUGCCUGUGUCCCUUUGACAUGCUCUCAUCCUUUUGUUUUUAGACCACUUCCUUUCUGUCACUACAUACAUGCCCCAGACUGAGAAUCAGCCAUUUUGCCAAGGAGCCCUGGUUCCUUUUACUGGAGAAUGAUAGUAGAAAUCAAGAGCUGGCUGUUGGCAAUGUCAUUGCUUCUGCGUUCUCAGUGGACAACUAUGUGCAUGUGUACUAGCCCAUGUAUCCAUGCAUUUCUAUAAUUGUUUAUUCCACCUCAGAAAGCACAAUUUUAAAGAAGAUACAUCAUUAAGCUAAGGUAUUCAUGACUUGGCCCUCUUGCUUCUGUGGACAGCUGCGCUAAUAUUGAUAGAUCUUUGGGACUUUGUAUGCAAAUCUAAAAUCUCAACAAUAACCAAACCUGUUGCCGCUGAGUCGAUUCCAAAUCAUAGUGACUCUAUAGGAUAGACUAGAAGCGCCCCACAGGGUUUCUAAGGAUCAGCCGGUGGAGUCAAACUGCCAACCUUUUGGUUAGCAGCCGUAGCUCUUAACCACUGCACCUUCAGGGCUCCAAUAAAAUCUUGAGUGACUGUUAUUCCUUCUUACAGAGCUGCCCCUUUUUAAUUUAAAUCAAAACUAAUUAUCAAUAAUUUUUGCUAUGUUAGAAUAAUUCCCAUUUUGUCCAUUUUUAUUCCCGUUAUCUGUUAACACCUAGAACAGUAUAGGUACACGCAGGUGGCCAAAAAAUGAGAAGAAAAAAGCGCACACACAAAGGGAAAAAAGAUGACAAAGCUAGAAUUAAACCCAGAAUUAGCAGAUUUUAUUUGUCCAUAGGACUCUCAAGCCUCAGUUUCACCAAGUAACAGGCAAGACUUCUGGAAUGACAACUCUUUCCCAGGCUGUAACCCUUUCCGGGAUACAGGAUUUAUCAAACAACCUCAGUUCCAGGAUGUUUCCACCCCAAAAUUCCAAACCAGUCGCAGAUUUAUAUCUUCUUAGGUCUUAAUUGGAAUCAAACAGUCCAGACACAUGCAACACGGGCAAAAUAGUAUAUUCCAUUUCUUUCCUUCCCUCGCACUUCCCUCUUUGCCCUCAAAGGGUUUGUUAUCAGAGAUGUUUGAGUAUUGCCCUUUCCAAGAAACCUGUCCACCAGCUCUAAUUCUUCGCUCAGAACAUAAGGGAUUCCUUAAAUUAAAAAAAAAAAAAAAAUCUGAGCUAAUUAUUCUCAGCCAUGGACAAA